ACCAAAAUCUGACUUUGUUCUUCCACCACAAGAGAGAGAGAGAGAGAGAGAGAGAGAGAGAGAGAGAGAGAGAGAGAGAAGAAGAGUCGAAGAACAAUGCUUGAGAUUGUUGGAACUUACAGGAAUCUCACACUUCAAAUCAUACUAUCUGUCUUCUUAUCCCUAAUCCUCUCAUUCGUCAAAAUCUCAAUCAUCUUCCUCCACGGUCUCUGUACCUACAUCCAACCUGAAAAUCUCAACCAAAACAACAACGCCGGAAACGGACUCCGACCCGCGAUUCGAAGACCAUCUAACAACGAAGAUCCGAAGUCCAAUGUCGAAGUCAGGAGAAGAAACAGAUCCAAAGAUAAAUCCGAAUUCGACGAAAGCAAUGCCCAGAUCUUUCGAAUUAAGCUCGAUGAAGAUCACCUCAGAUCUCGAAUGUAUUUCACAGAGUACAAUUCGCUUUUCGUUUUAUCCUUUUUAACUGUUUCGUGCUUUCUUCUUAACCGUUACUUCGGUGUAGAGGAGGAGACUCAUGGAGUGUUAGGGAACGGUUUGAUUUUUCCGCUUGUUCUUGGGUUUGUAGCUUUGUGUAAGGUGUUGGUUGCUUUGGGGAAGAUCUCGAUUGAGAGAUCUGCUUCGAAGAAAUCUGAGAAGAAGCUUAGUUUGAUUUUUGGGGUUUUAGGGUUUGUGUUUGGGAUUAUCAUCAGUGCUGGUGUGUUCCCUAAAGGAUUUGAUUUUCAAUUGGGUUCUGUUGAUGCCUUCUCCUGUAUUGUGAUCUCGUUUUCGAUGGCUUGUAUCUGUGGGUUUCUUUAUAUGCCUGCUGGGAGAAGUGCAAGGUCGUUUUGGGUUGGAACUGAUCAGAUUAGGAGUAAUUUGUCGAUUGUUUCUUGUGGAUGGUUCGGGAGGAUGGUUCUGUACGCGAAUUAUAUCGUAUCUGUGUUCACUUCUUUGCUUUGGAUUCAUCCCUUGGCUGAGAUUUUAGUGAAGAGAACUGGAAGUAGUCAGACUGGGUUGGUUGGUAAUGUAGGCUUGUCGAGUGAUGAUUUUGUUGAGUUUCGGGUGUUGUGUUUGUUACUGUCGGGUUUGCUUCAAGCUAUGGCUGUUCGUCCUAACCUUCAGAUGUUUUUGAACGAAGCGGUUCUCUCUUGGUAUCAGAGAUUACAUGGAAGCAAAACUCCUGAUUUGGAUUUUAGCCGGGCGAAGAUGUUUCUUCAUAACCAUUACUUAUGCCUUGUUGCUCUGCAGUUUUUGGCGCCAUCGGUUCUUGUGAUUCUUUUCCUCGGCUUGUCUCAGAUUGACCUGAGCUCUUUUGCUGUGUCUCAACUGGUAUGUGGUUCUUUGCCUUGCGGUGAUUUCGUUAAACAAGUCGGUUUGCUGAUGUCUUGGUGGGUACUGUUUGUUUGGUCGUGUUUUACUUCGGCAAGUCUUGUCUUUUAUCGUCGAGGUGUCUUGUAUGUUUCUUGAGAAGUCUGUAGCUUUUUUCUCAACGUUUUUUUUAUGUAUUAGGGAAAAAUGGCAGAAACAACAACAACAAAUCAGUUUUGCAUAAUAUAAAACUUUGGUCCAUUCGUUUCUUUGUUCUA
Molecule: messenger RNA, 1568 nt
Organism: Camelina sativa (false flax)
Lineage: Eukaryota; Viridiplantae; Streptophyta; Magnoliopsida; Brassicales; Brassicaceae
Source: RefSeq, a predicted model, not a curated record